Erinaceus europaeus (western European hedgehog) is the source of this 839-nucleotide messenger RNA. RefSeq names its product sperm-tail PG-rich repeat containing 4 (gene STPG4). The coding region runs from base 1 to 813 and encodes 270 amino acids. The transcript has 8 exons. The record is from RefSeq and is a predicted model, not a curated record. Gene Ontology annotation, molecular function: histone binding; chromatin binding. NCBI's taxonomy places the organism in Eukaryota, Metazoa, Chordata, Mammalia, Eulipotyphla, Erinaceidae. Gene Ontology annotation, biological process: epigenetic programing of male pronucleus. Gene Ontology annotation, cellular component: germinal vesicle; female pronucleus; male pronucleus.
AUGUUAUUGUUGAAGUGUGGAGUUGUAACUCUGCGUGGACUAUGGACAGUCAACAAUGUUCUUAAAAGUUGCACUAUUGCAAAACGGGUGUAUUAUCCAGAGGAGCAGGGCUUCAAAUCCUGGUCCUUGCAUGUGGUGACAUGUGCACUCGACCAGAGGCCAGUCCAUAAAUCAUCUUUUGGAAGAGAAGGAUGGUGGAGAGUAGCAUUAACAAAUACUCCCAUCCCUGGAACAUAUCACUUGAAAACUUUUAUUGAAGAAUCCCUGUUAAAUCCAGUGAUUGCAACCUAUAAUUUUAAAAACCAAGGAAGGAAAAAACCACCUCUUGUGCAAAGAAAUGACCCAGUACUACAUGACCUUCCCCAUUACAUGCCUCCUGACUUCAUGGACUUGUUAAAGAAGCAAGUGGCUACUUAUUCGUUUAAAAAUCAACCUCGGCAAAGUCCCAGUAGACUGGUUUGCAAAGAUCAGUCAAUUAAUCUUUCACCAGGUCAGUACGAUAUACUUCCUGCUCCAGUUCCCAAGUAUGCUGCCAGGAGCUUUGUAUUUCGGUCUGCAGUUCAAAGAUUCCCAACAAGCUACUUUGUCCCUCAUGAAGGUCCAGGACCAGGUCAUUAUAACCUGAAAAUACCUGCAACAAGUUCUGUUACUUCUUGCUUUCAGUCCAGGGUGCCUCGAUUCUUGCCUACCUAUUCGAAAACUCCAGGCCCAGGAGCAUAUACAUCUUCCAGACAGUUCCCUAAGCAGCCCCGGACCAUAGCCAGAAUGGGCCGAGAACACAGCCUCUUCUUCAACAAUACCAUUGGCUUUUAGAAUAAAGUUAACUUGCUUCUACACUA